This is a messenger RNA of Cyprinodon variegatus (sheepshead minnow), 884 nucleotides long. Its product is annotated as trypsin-1-like. Bases 28 to 792 code for a protein of 254 amino acids. Gene Ontology annotation, biological process: proteolysis. Gene Ontology annotation, molecular function: serine-type endopeptidase activity. NCBI's taxonomy places the organism in Eukaryota, Metazoa, Chordata, Actinopteri, Cyprinodontiformes, Cyprinodontidae. The record is from RefSeq and is a predicted model, not a curated record. The transcript has 6 exons.
ACUGUUCAAUAUAAACCACGGCUGCAGAUGAAGUUCUCUCAUCAACAAGAUCACUCAGCAACCAUGAGGUCUCUGGUGUUUGUUCUGCUCAUUGGAGCUGCUUUUGCCUUGGAGGACGACAAGAUCGUCGGAGGGUAUGAGUGCACUCCCCACUCUCAGCCCCAUCAGGUGUCUCUGAACUCAGGCUACCACUUCUGCGGUGGCUCCCUGGUCAACGAGAACUGGGUUGUGUCCGCUGCUCACUGCUACAAGUCCCGUGUUGAAGUGCGUCUGGGAGAGCACCACAUCGUUUACAGCGAGGGAACUGAGCAGUUCAUCCAGUCCUCCAAAGUCAUUCGCCAUCCCAACUAUGACAGCUGGAAUAUCGAUAACGACAUCAUGCUGAUCAAGCUCAAAAGCCCUGCCACCCUUAACCAGUAUGUGCAGCCUGUGGCUCUCCCCAGUAGCUGCGCUCCUGAUGGCACCAUGUGCAAAGUCUCUGGCUGGGGCAACACCAUGAGCUACGAGGAUGAUGGUGACAAGCUGCAGUGCUUGGACAUCCCCAUCCUGUCUUACAGCGACUGUAAUAACUCCUACCCUGGAAUGAUCACUGAUGCCAUGUUCUGUGCUGGAUAUCUGGAGGGAGGCAAGGACUCCUGCCAGGGUGAUUCUGGUGGCCCUGUUGUGUGCAACGGCGAGCUCCAGGGUGUUGUUUCCUGGGGCUAUGGAUGUGCUGAGAAAAACCAUCCCGGUGUUUACACCAAGGUCUGCAUCUUCAACACUUGGUUGCAGAACACCAUGGCCAGCAAUUAAACUGGAUCCUUCUGUAGCCAUCUAACACUGCUGUAGUCCCAACUUCAUUCUGAGCACUAUGCAGUUUGACACAAAAAAAUAAAGUCUAAAAC